CAACUAACCAGAAUGUUAUAUUAAUUAAUGUUAAAGAUUUGGUUAGCUUACAGCUGUAUCUGGCUGUAUCAUGUGCCACAGCAUUACAUUUAUUUUUUAAUUGUUAUAUUAAUUGACUCAUUUCAUUUAAUUGAUAAAUAGAAACGGACGAGCCAUCGAGUUCAGCAAUAAUGGCCGUGUUAUCAUCAGAAGAUGGACCAAAAAUAGUCCGCGCCCCACCCGUGGGACCGGAGGAAGCGAAGGCGGUUCUCGCCGCAUGCGCAGCCACCUACAGCAAAACCGGAGCCGCUUCGCCACCAGAAGCAGCCGUGAAGGCCGUACAAAAAUGCACCUUACCUCUAUAUGCUAAGAUUCUAGCCUGGCAGAUAUCUUUAUCAGCGGAAACUUUUACGGAACAAUCAGAGCCAGAAACCGCCCCAGAACUGGUAAUAUGUGAUGACCUGGAGGGCCAGCUGAUCCAGAUCCUGGUGACGACAGAAGCGGCGCUGGGCGCGGAGAAGGUUAAGACUUGUUUGGCGUUACUCACAGCUUCUAGAAGAGGCUUGGAUGACACGGAAAUAUUGGACAUGUUGGCACACGAAGAACUGUUCAGGAGUGAGGAGACUUAUUGUGAGUGAUUGUAUCAACUCAAUAAACAGAGAGAAUUUCGUACGUUGACCUUUAUGCCUACUUAUAGAUACCAUAAACAUUAUUAGGUUCACUUUACUUUGAUAAAAUUGGCUAGAUGCAUCUGCGCGAGCGCAAUAAAAAUAUGUUUACGCACGAUUGUAAGAGAUAUUUAAUUCCGGGUCAUUAUACGAAAUUAUCUAUGUUCGCCGAUUGGACUAUACGUUCAAGUGUGGAUUUAUGUUUGUAGGUAAGAAGUUGAACCUCUAAUCCCUCAAUACCGAGAUCGCGCGCUAUUUUCUGGUGCCCUUUGUUGUUGGAAUUACAAAGGCCCCGAGAUGGAUUUGCAAGAAUUAGUGGGAUCGUGGUAUGCAGAAAACGAUCCGAAAAUGGCCGGCAGAUUAGUUUCGCAAGAAAACAAAUUUUCCGAUGAAUGUUAUAAUACGAGGAAACUAGACGAGUUACCAUUCCAACACUACCACUUGUAUAAAGAUGAACCAGAGAAGUUCGCGAACCAACCUUACUUCGUAGAGCUGGACUGGAUCCACGAUAAACUAGCCGCCACGGACUGCUGCCAUUUCUUGGAAGACAUAGCUUUAAUACACAUAGACGACUUGCCUGAACACAUAGUAAUAUUGAAGGAAGUAUUCGAAACUCAUUCGUAUGCUCUCGAUUAUGACCAUAGACAAUUCUACGGACUAUUGAGAAUGACCAUGGAGAAAAGACAGAGGGAAGGUGUUGAGGUCAAAAGUACAGUAGUACAAAAUUGGAUGCAGGUCAUCUUUGAUCCUCCCAUUCCUACUUUCUAUCCAAUGAAUGAAGAGUUUUAUAAGAUUAGUGAAGAUAAAGAUAAGAAAGACUUGUCUAUGGUGGAAGGGUUCGAUAGUAAGACUUAUGAUCUGAUUGUCCGUUUCGAUACUAGAGGCAAGUUUGUAGCGACCGUGUCCACGGAGAGAGAAGAGAUAUGCGUUUGGGACGUCACGAGGUGAGUGGUAUUUAGUUGGUGAAUAGGCAAAAUAGAAUUUGAAGCAACAUUUUGAAACUAAUUUUGAUUAUCUGAUUCAAUUAUUGCAAAAACAUUUUUAUGAAUGAAAUAAAUUAAUUAAAAAGAAUGUGGCAAGUCGCAAUGUGCGUAAGGUAGACCUAGUACGCAUUUAGUCACGGUAGAAGUACGGCAAUGCCACCAAACGUAAAAUAUGUCCGAAAAACACAAAAAGUUAUUGUUUAAGUUUGAGAAUUUAAAUUGUGUAAUACCGGUUCCUGGUGUGAGACUGGCGUACCCGCCCUACUUAAUCACAUACUGUUGGAGUAACGUGGAUAUAAUAUUAGAAACUUCUGCUUAUACUCAUCAAUAG
Messenger RNA from Diatraea saccharalis (sugarcane borer), 1961 nucleotides. NCBI's taxonomy places the organism in Eukaryota, Metazoa, Arthropoda, Insecta, Lepidoptera, Crambidae. The record is from the annotation of a GenBank genome assembly.